Molecule: messenger RNA, 628 nt
Organism: Heterotrigona itama
Lineage: Eukaryota; Metazoa; Arthropoda; Insecta; Hymenoptera; Apidae
Source: the annotation of a GenBank genome assembly
AUGCAAAGGAGUAUAGUAUAUUCUUUGCAUGAAACAGUAAGGUUAGAAUGGACGCAAAAACCUUAUUUUCAUAAUGUUUCUAUAAUUUUCUAAAGAAUUUUUAUGAAGAUAAGGUUUACAUAUUGUAAUAAUGGUGAUGCUAAUAUGUGAAGGUUGGAAUAUAAUAAUAAGUUUCCAUUUUUCUUUAACUUUAAUUAUUUGCUUAAAAAUUAUAUUCCAGUCAUUCUGGUUUUAAAUAUAACUGGUAACGUGUUAUAAAUCCGGAAAAAUAUGGUAUUCUUGAAUGUUUAUAUGAAAAAGAAAAAAAUAUGGAAAGGCCGAAACACACAUACAGAAAAGAAUGAAACAAAACAAAAAUAAAAUUAAAAAUAGAACUAUGUUCUCUAACCUGUUUGUUUGUUUAUAAGGUUUUGAAUCAAGAGGUAUUGGAUGAUAGAGGGAAGUUUGAAGUUUCACUGAAAAAAUGAAAGUUUUGAAAAGUUGAAGACAAGAUAUCUCAAGAUGUUUGUCUUGCUCGAAUUUUGAAGAUCCGAAGGUUUUUCGCGCUUGUGACAAAGAAUAUGAUCCGAAUCGCAUUCCUUACCGGCUGAGAAGUCUCAAGCCUAGAAGAACUGCAAGCACUCUGUAA